Zasmidium cellare ATCC 36951 is the source of this 1347-nucleotide messenger RNA. RefSeq lists its product as uncharacterized. The transcript is spliced from 10 exons. NCBI's taxonomy places the organism in Eukaryota, Fungi, Ascomycota, Dothideomycetes, Mycosphaerellales, Mycosphaerellaceae. Gene Ontology annotation, biological process: transmembrane transport; carbohydrate transport. Gene Ontology annotation, molecular function: carbohydrate:proton symporter activity. Gene Ontology annotation, cellular component: membrane. The record is from RefSeq and is a predicted model, not a curated record. Bases 1 to 1347 code for a protein of 448 amino acids.
AUGUUUGCGGUGCGAGGCGAGGGUCUCGCCUGGAUGACAGUGGUUUCGUGUGGCUGGGCAAUCCUUCUCUAUGGAUAUGAUCAAGGAGUCAUGAGUGGUUUAAUAUCACUGCCGCAAUUCAACGAAGAAAUGCUGGGGAGCCCAAACUCUAGCGCCGGCAUCAAAGGUCUCGUGGUGGCUAUAUAUGGAAUCGGUGCAUUCGUUGGUGCGAUUUCAGCAAUGUUAUACGCAGGCCGCAAGUUUGGGCGCCGUAUCACUGUCACUGUAGGACAGGCGUUUGCUAUGGUUGGGGCCGCGCUCCAGGCAAGCUCCUUCAGCCUCCCUCAGACAAUUGUUGCUCGCAUCAUCACUGGCAUCGGUAAGGUUGGGCAGAUCACAGCGACAGUGCCAGUGUGGAUGGCAGAGAUUGCGCCACCCUCACGAAGAGGACUGGCCGGUGGCAUCAUGAUGAUAUGUGGACCCCUGGGCCUACUCAUCGCGUACUGGAUCGACUACGGUGUUAGCUCAUACGCCUCUGGCUUCUCUUUCCGAUUCCCAUUGGCGUUUCAAGCCGUCUUCUGUGUGGGACAGUUCCUCACCAUGCCCUUCCUGCCUGAAUCACCUAGAUGGCUCGUAGCAAAGGGACGUGUCGAGGCUGCGAGUACUGUCAUUGCGUCGAUCCACGGCGUGAACCACAUCAGAGAGAGUGAUGACGCCCAGCUGAUGUUCAAUGACAUUCAGCAAGCUGUCACGAUUGAACACGACGGCAAACCGGCUUGGAAAGAGCUGGUUACGUCAGGGCCUCUUCGCUACCGUCGUAGAGUGGUUCUCGCAUUCGCUACACAGGCUAUGCAGCAGCUGGCUGGAAUCAAUGUGUUCGCCUAUUAUUCGACAGUGAUAUUUGAGCAGUCCCUAGGGAAGAGCAGCCACGAUGCACUGAUUAUGGGAGGGUUCACUGCCUUAGUCUUCUUCCUAGGGGGUUGCGUCGGAUCAUCCCUCGCAGAUAGACUUGGACGUAGAGUGAUGCUAAUGUCAGGCUUCGCCGGGGCUUCAAUCGGAAUGGCCUUGGGCGCUAUAGGAACGUCGGAGACCUCUUACAGCUUCGGAGUUGUAGCCACAUUUGGCAUCUUCUUCUUCCAGUUUAUCUUUGGAGCUGGUCUUCUGAUCCCACCAUGGGUAUAUGGUGUUGAAAUCAUGCCACUGAAGCUGAGGGCCUUAGGGGGAUCCAUAAGUGCCGCUUCUGGCUGGAUUUGGAACUUCGCAGUGGUGCAAGUCACUCCAGCCGGCCUCGAAUCGCUUGGAUAUGGAUAUUUCAUAAUGUGGGCAGCCUUCAACUUCUGCUUCAUCUGGGUCAUCUUUUGUGAGUAA